This is a messenger RNA of Penicillium macrosclerotiorum, 600 nucleotides long. RefSeq lists its product as uncharacterized. Bases 1 to 600 code for a protein of 199 amino acids. The record is from RefSeq and is a predicted model, not a curated record. Lineage: Eukaryota; Fungi; Ascomycota; Eurotiomycetes; Eurotiales; Aspergillaceae. The transcript is spliced from 4 exons.
AUGAUCCGACAAUUUAUUACUGCCGCUGCUCCGGCGGCGCGCCUCGCGUCCCCAACCUCAGUCGCAACUCUCAAGAGCCAAGCCAGCAGACAGUCAACAUGGCUCUACGCUAACUCAACACCGCUCUCCCUUCGCUCCUCCCGACUCUUCUCCAGCACGAUCCCGACGCCUUUCGCAUCCUCCGCAGUCCAAAAUGCUUCGCCCUUCCGCCUCUCUACCGACAAGCACAAGCCCUUCGAAUACCCUGAAGAAGAUCCCUACAAUGCCUACAAGCCUAAGCGUCAAUGGCCCCCGGAUAUGUCUAAGCUCUCCCCGAAGCAUCAGUUCCGGCUGGAGCGCAAGUAUCGGCGUCGCGCUGCGCUGAAAUAUGCCCGGCCCAAGUUCAUCAAGAUGGUCACCUUGACACAGUGGAUUAUUAUUGGAUUUGUCGCGAUCUAUGCGGUACUCUUCAUGAACUGGGAUACCAAGGAUACACCGUUUGAUGGGAUUCGAGAGGGCGUCUUCUCGGGCAUUUCAGCUGUGUUUUCCAGCCCUCCCCCUCCCGGCCCGGUCAAGAGAGCUGAUGGUAACAAUGGAGCUGAAUCACAAAACGGUAAAUGA